CAUAUAUUAGCUUCAACACUCAUUCCGCCAUCUCCAGCGCCCCUCUCUCUGCCGUUUCACUCAGUUUUCCUCUCUCGACGCUUCUUCGCUGUCACCCGAUUUUGAGUCUCUUCGAUCAAUAGCUUUUCAAGAGAUGGGCGAAGAAGUCAAGGCAGUGAUUCCAGAGUCAGUGUUGAAGAAGAGGAAGAGGGAAGACGAAUGGGCCGUGGCAAAAAAGCAAGAGGUUGAAGCAUUGAAGAAGAAGAAUGCUGAGAACCGAAAGCUCAUCUUCAACAGAGCCAAGCAGUAUUCUAAGGAGUAUGCCAAGAAGGAGAAGGAGCUGAUCCAGCUAAAGCGCGAGGCCAAGUUGAAAGGAGGGUUUUAUGUUGAGCCAGAAGCUAAGCUUUUGUUCAUCAUUCGUAUCCGUGGUAUCAAUGCCAUGCAUCCGAAGACACGAAAGAUUUUGCAGCUCUUGCGGUUGAGACAGAUCUUCAACGGUGUCUUCCUAAAAGUGAACAAGGCUACCGUGAAUAUGCUCCACAGGGUUGAACCAUAUGUAACAUACGGAUACCCAAAUUUGAAGAGUGUAAAGGAAUUGAUUUAUAAGAGAGGUUAUGGGAAGCUGAACAAGCGAAGAACUGCUUUGACUGACAACUCCAUAAUCGAACAGGCAUUGGGCAAGUACGGAAUUAUCUGCGUGGAGGAUCUUAUUCACGAGAUCGCAACUGUUGGACCUCAUUUUAAGGAGGCAAAUAACUUCUUAUGGCCAUUUAAGCUCAAGGCUCCAUUGGGCGGUCUGGAGAAGAAGAGGAACCACUAUGUUGAAGGUGGAGAUGCUGGAAACCGUGAGAACUACAUCAAUGAACUCAUCAGGAGAAUGAAUUAGGUUUUGGCAGUUUUUUUGAUUAAGAGAUUAUGAUCAUUUUGUUUGUCAUUAGAACAAGUAUGAGGCUUAAAUUGUUCUUUGAAGUUGGACACAGUUUUUAUUUCUUUUUUAUGGUAUUUAAAGCUUCUGACUUUCGAUGCCAGAAGAUUUUGUUGCAUUCCAGAAGUUUCUAAGCUAGUGUGAUCGUAAUACUAUAAUAGAUAUUUCAUAAUCUUUUGUUAUUCUCAGUUUGACGAGGUUUGUAUCAAGUACAAAUGAUUUUGAUUUGAUGAGGCAAGUCAUUACUGGUU
Messenger RNA from Morus notabilis, 1155 nucleotides. RefSeq names its product 60S ribosomal protein L7-2. The record is from RefSeq and is a predicted model, not a curated record. Gene Ontology annotation, biological process: maturation of LSU-rRNA from tricistronic rRNA transcript (SSU-rRNA, 5.8S rRNA, LSU-rRNA). Gene Ontology annotation, molecular function: structural constituent of ribosome; RNA binding. NCBI's taxonomy places the organism in Eukaryota, Viridiplantae, Streptophyta, Magnoliopsida, Rosales, Moraceae. The transcript has 7 exons. Gene Ontology annotation, cellular component: cytosolic large ribosomal subunit. The coding region runs from base 134 to 865 and encodes 243 amino acids.